GAGAGGAUCCUUGGCGGGGAGGGAGGAGGAAAGGAGAGGGACAUCAUCCCGGGAGGAGUUCUCUGCAUCCCUCCGCCCCAGCCUGGUGUUUGCUGCAUUCACACGUGCAAGCAAAUACCCGCAACUUCCACCCGCCUUUGCCAGGGUAAAGGCCAGCGCUCACAGCUCUUGCAUAAGAAGUAGGGGCUUGGUUGCCUGCCCCCCCCCAGGGCCUGCGUCUUCGCCGCCCCCCAAGACAAGGGGCCGGGAUCUGGUGGCAGGAUGAUGCUGGCAAUAUAUCCUUCUCAGACAUCCAUUCUUCACAAUGCAGUGGAAACAGUUGCCAUGGGACCAGUUCAGGGUCUGGCGACCUUUGAGGAGGUGGCUGUGAGCUUCACCCAGGAGGAGUGGACGCUGCUGGAUCCGGACCAGAAAGCUUUGCACAGGGAAGUCAUGGAGGAGAUCCGUGGGAUUCUGGCCUCUCUCGCGGGCAAUGCCUGGAAAAUGGGCAAGAAGGAGAACCCCCAUUUGGUGGAAAGAGACAGUCGUACAACUAGCAAAGCAAAGCAAAACAAGAGGAAUAAAUCCAUUUUCCCUGGAAGCAGUGGCUACUCUGACGUCACGGACCUGGCCGAAGGGGUUAAAAGAAAAGAAGGGGAUCUGUGCAUUGUGGCUGAAACAUGUUUCGGUUCUGAAGCAAAGCUGAAAGUUCAUUGCAAUGUCAACAAAGAGGAAAAAGCUUACAAGUGUCUGGAGUGUGAAAGGAGCUUCCGCCUGAAAGAGAAUCUCAGGAGACACGAAAGAACUCACACAGGGGAGAAACCGUACAAAUGUUUGGAGUGUGGGAAGAAUUUUACUCGCAGUUCAUAUCUCAUUGUUCAUCAAAGAAUCCACACAGGAGAGAAACCGCAUGUAUGCUUGAAGUGUGGGAAGAAAUUUACCCAGAGUUCCCACCUGAUAAUCCAUCAAAAAACUCAUGCAGAAGGGAAGCCCCAUAAGUGCUUACAGUGCGGAAACAGCUACCGAAGGAACGCAACUCUUCUCUUGCACCAAAAAAAGCACACAACGGAGACGCCCUAUGAAUGUCUGGAUUGUGGAAAGACCUUCAACAUAAAGACAAGCCUCAGGAGACAUCAGAGGACUCACACAGGAGAAAAACCAUACAGAUGUUUGGCGUGCGGGAAGAGCUUUCAGGACAACACAGCUCUGACUGCGCAUCAAAGAAGCCACACCGGAGAGAAACCCUAUAAAUGCCUAGAUUGUGGGAAGAGCUUUGGCUUAAAGAGAAACUUGAGGAGGCAUCAGAGAACUCACACCGGAGAGAAACCGUAUACAUGCUGGGAGUGCGGAAAGGGCUUCCAGGAGAGCGCAAGUCUCACUUGCCAUCAAAGAAGCCACACCGGAGAGAAACCCUACAAAUGCUGGGAGUGUGGAAAGUACUUCAGUUUGAAGAAAAGCCUGAGGAGACACCAAAAAACUCAUACAGGCGAAAAGCCAUAUGUCUGCUGGGAGUGUGGGAGACGUUUCAGUUUGAAGAAGUAUUUCAGGAGUCAUCAAAAAAUCCACACCGGGGAGAAACCGUAUGAAUGCUUGGAGUGUGGAAAGAGCUUCAGCUGCAGCAGUAACCUCAGGCAGCAUCAAAGAAUUCACACGGGGAUAAAGCCGUACCAGUGCGCGGCGUGCGGAAGCAGCUUUGGCAGAAAGACCAGCCUCAGCCGGCAUCGGUGGGUUCACGCUGGGGAGAAACCCUGCCGGUGCUCGGAGUGCGGAAAGAACUUCAUGUGGAGGGGACGCCUCAUUUGCCAUCAGAGGACCCACACGGGAGAGAAGCCCUACAGAUGCCUAAAGUGUGGUAAAAGCUUUGGUCAGAGUCGAAGCCUCCACUCACAUCAGAGAACACACAUGGAAGAAGGACUGUACGAAUGUCUGAAUUGUGGAAAGAACUUCAGUUCAAAAACGAAGCUCGGGAGACAUCAGAUAGUUCACACAGGGGAAAGACCUUACCUGUGCUUGCAGUGUGGGAAGAGCUUCACGGUGCAGGCCAAUCUUGUUAGACACCAACGAACUCACACAGGAGAGAAAACAUACACAUGCUUGAAGUGUGGAAAGAGCUUCAGAGAGAAAGCUAAUCUGAACAGGCAUCAGAGAACCCACACAGAAGAAAAGCCAUAUAAAUGCCUGGAGUGUGGGAAGAGCUUCAGCAUGAAGGGAAAUCUCGCCAGACACCAAAGAACUCACACAGGGGAGAAGCCGUAUAAAUGCUUGGAGUGUGGGAAACGUUUCUCCACAAACGAAAGCCAGAUUUAUCAUCAACGGACCCAUACAGGGGAGAAACCAUAUAAAUGCCUGGACUGUGGAAAGACCUUCAGUUUCAAUACAAGCCUCAAGACACAUCAGAGGACUCACACAGGGCAGAAACCCUACCAGUGCCUGGAGUGUGGAAAGUGCUUUGCACGCAAUUCAAAACUUAGCAUUCAUCAAAGAACUCACACAAAAGAAAAACCUUAUGUGUGCUUUAAGUGUGGAAGGAGCUUCUGUGACCGUGGAGGUCUCACUUCUCACCAAAGAAUGCAUACCGGGGAGAAACCCUACGAAUGCUUGGAGUGCGGAAAGAAGUUCAGCUGCCACGGAAACCUCAGCAGGCACAGGAGGACUCACACGGGGCAGAAACCCUAUCAGUGCCUGGAGUGUGGAAAGUGCUUCAUGUGCAAUUUGAAACUUAGCAUCCAUCAAAGAACACACACAAGUGAAAAGCCAUAUACAUGUGCUAAGUGUGGAAAGAGCGUCUGUGACCACAGAGUUCUCACUUCUCAUCAAAGGAUUCAUACUGAGGAGAAACCGUGCUAAUGCUUGGAGUGUGGAAAGACGUUCGGGUGCCACAGAAACCUCAACAGGCACAGAAGGAAAAUCGGAGAACAGGAGAUCUAAGCACGCGAGAAUGCAAUAGUUAGGUGGAAAUAGUUGAGGUUAUUUCAUUGCUAUUUUGGGGGUACUGAAGAGAAAUAUGUACAUGUAGACUAAAAAAUUUUUGUUGCUUAGCACAGUGAUUCCCAACAAGAGUUAUUAUAGUUCUGUGCCAUCAAGUUGGAACAUAUACCAAUCCUAAUAGGGGUUUCAAGGUUAGUAUGGUAUUUAAGGUUUUACCAGUUCCACACACCCCCAGAGAGCUUGCAUGAUUUGAACCCAUACAGCCUAAGUCCUGAUCCAUCACUCUAUCCACCACACCACACCGGGUAUUGUCCAACAUGGAUAGAUCCAUUGAAUC
Messenger RNA from Pogona vitticeps (central bearded dragon), 3244 nucleotides. NCBI's taxonomy places the organism in Eukaryota, Metazoa, Chordata, Lepidosauria, Squamata, Agamidae. The record is from RefSeq and is a predicted model, not a curated record.